AGAAUGUCUGCCUUAUUAUCACGAUAUUUAGUAGCUUGUCUGUUUCUUAUUAUGUGGAGCGUCUUACAUUCACAGACAUUGUAUGACAAUGAUUGCGAUCAAUAUGAAAUCUUCAAUCAGGAUAGAAAAAUAACAGCGCUGCUGUUGGCGUUAGAAGAAACCGAAAAUCGGAUCAAGGAAACAACAACCCGUUUAGAAAAAGCAGUUAAAAGUAGUAACGAUGCUUACAACGACGUACUGAGAAUGUAUGUUUCACAAAUAGUUCCUACAGAUAACACCAUCGACGAAAUAUGUAAACGACACCCAAAUUUGAUCAUUGGAAAAUCCACACAAUGCCACCAAUAUUACAACUGUACUGGACAAGUUGAAAAUUUGAGCAGUUGGGCUGGCAAGAAUUGGCCUUCAAAGUAUAUGCACGAGUGCUAUUAUCCGUUUUUGUUUUCAAAGGAUACGCUUCAAUGUGAAAAUUACACGGAGGUUAAUUGUGGAACACGAUAUCAACCAGUUUGGGAAUGUAGAUACUUAAGAUUUCACCUCGAAUAUUCAAUGGGUGCUUGUGAACGUACAUACCCAAAUUGCGAAAAAAAGACGGAUGGAUUUUGGCGCGAUGGUUCAAAUCAACAUGGGUGGAAUUAUUACAAAAUAUGUGAAAAUGGUCGAACAAUCGAAAGAGGACAAUGCCCAUACAAUGACGUAUGGGGUAUUUCGUCUUUUCCUUACAAUGGGGAAUGCGUUCAUCUCUUUGCCAUCCCAAAGGACGAUAACUCUCAUGGUCUUCUUCCCUCUUGUAAAGGGACACCAGACGGAAAUUACCAGUAUCCUGAACGUCUCUGUGAAGCUUACUACAGAUGUGAAGGUGGUAAUGCUACUGCGGUGAAAUGUCCGACAGGCACUGUAUUUGACUUGGUUAACAGAACGUGUGAGGUUAGGGGUACUUGUCAGUAGCAGAUAGUGUGAGGUUAGGGGUACUUGUCAGUAGCAGAUAGUGUGAGGUUAGGGGUACUUGUCAGUAGCAGAUAGUGUGAGGUUAGGGGUACUUGUCACUAGCAGAUAAACAAAACAGUGAUAAAACGUCAGAUUUUAGAGACUAUUACAGGCCAACUUACCUGCAAACUUUCUUAGAAGAAUGGAUGAAUCAGACAUAUAUGGAGUAUACAUAUCUCAUCUUGAAUGAUAUCCCUUAUUCUGAUCUCGCGUAAGUUAAAAUCACAUGUAUAAUAUGUUCAUAAGAAUACAGCUUAAAGUUUAGCAAUUAAAUUCUCUGUAGCUUUGAUUUAGCAGUAAAUGGGUUUUUAUUUUUCGAAAUAUUAUUCAUAUGAUCAUGAAGGCUCACGACGGGUGUGACCGGUCAACAGGGGAUACUUACUCCUCCUAGGCACCUGAUCCCACCUCUGGUGUGUCCAGGGAUC
Molecule: messenger RNA, 1409 nt
Organism: Ostrea edulis (European flat oyster)
Lineage: Eukaryota; Metazoa; Mollusca; Bivalvia; Ostreida; Ostreidae
Exons: 3
Coding region: 4-945 (313 amino acids)
Cellular component (GO): extracellular region
Molecular function (GO): chitin binding
Source: RefSeq, a predicted model, not a curated record